ACAUCGGCAAAUUCUCCAACUGGACCAGCGGCGCCUUCCUGGCGCAGGGGUCGCUGCUGAACAUGCGCUCCUUCCUGGGCGUCGGCGCGCCCCACGCCGCGCCCCACGGGCCACACCUGUCCGCGCCUCCGCCCGCACAGCCGCCGGUCGCCGUGGCCACAGGGGCGCUGCACGUGGACAAGGCCUCAGCCCGAGGCAGCCCCGCGCUUCCAGCAGAGCGAGACCUCGUCCCUACGCCAGACUCGCCGGCCCAGCAGCUAAAAUCGCCCUUCCAGCCGGUACGCGACAACUCGCUGGCUCCACAGGAGGGAACGCCGCGGAUCCUAGCCGCCCUCCCGUCCGCCUGAUGCAGGGUCUCCGUUUGCUUUUGCGAG
Messenger RNA from Dipodomys ordii (Ord's kangaroo rat), 374 nucleotides. Its product is annotated as iroquois-class homeodomain protein IRX-1-like. The transcript has 3 exons. NCBI's taxonomy places the organism in Eukaryota, Metazoa, Chordata, Mammalia, Rodentia, Heteromyidae. The coding region runs from base 63 to 347 and encodes 94 amino acids. The record is from RefSeq and is a predicted model, not a curated record.